Messenger RNA from Penicillium daleae, 906 nucleotides. RefSeq lists its product as uncharacterized. The transcript has 3 exons. NCBI's taxonomy places the organism in Eukaryota, Fungi, Ascomycota, Eurotiomycetes, Eurotiales, Aspergillaceae. The coding region runs from base 1 to 906 and encodes 301 amino acids. The record is from RefSeq and is a predicted model, not a curated record.
AUGAUAUUAACCAACGCUUUGUAUCUCGUAUCAGGCCAUGCAGCCCAAGCUAACAUCCAAACCACAGGAAAGGACAAUGCCACCCGUCAAUCUCAAGCUCACCUCGGCAGUAAUGGCGACCUGAACGGUGGUCAGCGGUUCGAUCUCGACAGUCUCGCAUCUGCUCUGGAGGAAACUUGCGCCGUGAACACCCCAGAGUCAGAGGAUGACUUGGAGGCCCGUCAACGUGUCAACCACAGUGUCAUCCUCCUGCCCCCAUCCCCCGUCACUCACGCCCAGGUCGCCGCUGCUGUCCGAGGUGGAUCAUUGCUCCAAAUCUUUCUCCAGCGAAACAACAACCAGGUCAACGUUACUUUCGCCCGGUCUGAGGAUGCCGCUGCUUUCGUCGCCCAUGCCCAGUCUGCGCCCUUCUACGUUGCCGGUCUUUUGACUACCGUCGAAUGGGCUCCACGCGGCUACGUCGCCCCUACAUACGUCUACCAACAAGUCCAGGACGGAGGCGUAAGCCGCAACCUGGUCAUUGAGAAAGUCGAUUCCAAGGUCACCGAGGCCAUUAUCCGUCGGGAUUUGGCGCAUAUCCACAAUCUGGCCGUUAUCUCUGUUUGUUUCGAGAAUGGCAAUGCAUACAUCUCGACAAGCUCGGCGGGUGGUGCGCUGUACGCUCGCACUUGCAUGAAGUCCCGCGCCUUUUACAAAGACAUGAGGAUUUCUUUCUACGAGGAUGAAUGUGCGAAACCUCUCCCAAGAGUCCGUCGUUCUGCUGUGGGGGGCACUGCCAAGGCUUCGAAGAAGAACAAGGAGGAGCAAGGCCCAGCUUACAAUCCGUUUGAACUUCUUUCCCAGCAUGAGUUUGAUUUUGAUGAGGAGUAUUAUGAGGAGGAGGAGGAGGAGGAGCACGAGGAGUGA